This is a messenger RNA of Penicillium manginii, 846 nucleotides long. RefSeq names its product oxidase ustYa family protein. Gene Ontology annotation, biological process: mycotoxin biosynthetic process. Lineage: Eukaryota; Fungi; Ascomycota; Eurotiomycetes; Eurotiales; Aspergillaceae. The record is from RefSeq and is a predicted model, not a curated record. The transcript is spliced from 5 exons. Bases 1 to 846 code for a protein of 281 amino acids.
AUGUUUGUGGUCAAAUCCCCAGAUCUCCGUCCACCAGAAAACGAGUCAAGUGAGCGCCUGCUCGCCGACGAAGAGGGGAUUUUGUGGACAGAAGACGAUGAUUCCGAUGUUUGGAUCUCAGCCACGACAAUUUUCCUUCAAAUAUCGGCUUUGGCUAUAGUUUUCGUGGUCGGGGCUCUCUUGGGGUUCUUCUGGAGAGCUGAUUUAGAUGGAUUAUGUGGGAGGCAUGUUUCUCAAUAUUCCCCCAUUGUGAACGAUAUGGAUGUAAAAUACAAUAUUGUAUCAUCCACUGGAUCGCUAUUAAGAGAAUCUAUAUUUCGACAAGAUGCAAGUCCGGAAGUCGAUGCAGCCUGGGACUCCCUAGGCGUUAAUUAUCGUGGUAUUCGCGUUCCGGCUGAAGAUGCAGAAGAGUCUGGCCUUGCAGUUGAUCAGGUUCGAAUUAAGGAUAAAUAUGGAGGGGGCUUUCCAGCAGAAGUAGAAGGCUUCCGCCGCUUACGUUGCUUGAACGUCCUUCGACAAUCGCUCUACUACAACUAUAGUUAUUAUCAUAGCAGAGGAGAGGGUGUAUUCGGUAACAACAGCUACAUCGUACGACGCCAAGUUUCAUACUGUCUCGAUAUUAUUCGGCAACAGCUCAUGUGCACUGUCGACACCGGCGUGGUCGGCCAGAUCUGGAUCUACCCGGAAAACCCAGAGCCCUAUGUAGAUUUCGAAACACAUCAAAAAUGCAAAAACUUCGAAGAUAUCCGUCAGUGGGUGGAAAAGAGUCAAUUACCUGAGAAGCCUCCUUGGGAUUUCUUGGUGCACCCUGGCCCAGGUGAUCGAAUCUACAAAGAGAUGCCGUGA